This is a messenger RNA of Schistosoma haematobium, 1629 nucleotides long. RefSeq lists its product as uncharacterized. The record is from RefSeq and is a predicted model, not a curated record. NCBI's taxonomy places the organism in Eukaryota, Metazoa, Platyhelminthes, Trematoda, Strigeidida, Schistosomatidae. The coding region runs from base 190 to 549 and encodes 119 amino acids. The transcript has 3 exons.
GUUUCUAAUGUUUAUUCCUUAAUUAGAUAAACAAUAAACAAGCAAACAAACAAACAAAACAUGCUUAACAACUAAUACAAAUAUGAUGAUCAUUUGUAAGAUAAUUACAUAACUUGAAAGGUUUCUUUGUGCAAUUACGUAUCUAUCUAUCUAUCCAUCUAUCUAUCUACCAAUCUAUUUAUCUAUGUCAUGUUAGAUGAUUUUAUCAUUAAUCAAAAUCAAAUUGAAUUGAAUACAGUCGAUUUAAAUAUUGACAAUGUUAUUCAUUCAUCAUCAUCAUCACCGUCAUCGUCAUCAUCAUCAUCAUCAUCAUCAUCGUUGUCAUCAUCUUAUGCAAUAUCAUCUGUAGAGAUAUGGGCACUUAUAUUAACAUUUUUAUAUUAUGCAAUAAUGAUUUGUUUAGGUAUAUUAUGUUGGUUAAAUGCUAAACGUAAAUAUAAAAAUCGUCAAAAAUCAAUAGAUAUAUCAACAUGGUCACGUUUUCAUAUUGGUCCUAAUCAAUUACAUAUUAAAUAUACAGAUGAUGAUGGUGAUUCUAUGACUAAUUAAUUAACAUAGUAAACACAAAUUUCAGAUAGAAGUUUGUACUGAUGAUAUAGUUCAGAAGAACAAUGAAAACUCCACAACCAAACAAUCCAGCUCAAAGAACAAAACUCCAUCAAAAUCAUCCAUCUAAGCUACAAAUCUUCUCCAACAUCACGUAAAUGGAGCGUAUAUAUUAUUUUGUACAGAUUAUAUUCAUAGAAAAACAAACCUUCCACUUUAUAUGUUUCUUUAUUAGUUUACUGAAAUCAGUCAGGAUUUAUUAUUCAAUGUCAACUUGUAUAUUAUAUAUAUGUGUAUGUGAUUAGUUCCUGUGUAUAAACAUGGAUAUAUGUGUAAAUUGAAUGGUGUAAUUCCUCCAAACACCCUGGUACGGCCAAGAAUGGCGAGAGUCUGCUGUUCCUCUCAAAAUGCUCUCACAUGGCUAUGUGCAUACAACCACUACCACGGAAGUCCUACUCACUGCCUUCUGAGGUGUUGUUUACAAAAUUGAGAGAACGAAAAGCGAAUAUCCGACUCUUUAACCAGGUUGAUGGACGCGAAUAGUCGACCUAGGAAAGUUGAAAAAACCUCAUUCCAAACCAAUGGUACACAAUGACUCCAACAUCCUGAUGAGAAAACUGGCAUUUGAAAAACUUGUUGGUCACCGGCUACCAUAAGACUGCAUCUUCUAACGUUUCUCUACUACCUUGUGGAUUGGACCAUUAGGUUAAAGGCUCCGGAUGUGGCCCCCAAAAGAAAACCAUCUACUUCGGUUCGGGCACCCAAGCAGUACCCCAACUCUCACAUCAAUCGAAUGAUUUCUGUGGUGCAUAUCUAUUUACUGCCUUCUUUUACCAAUGUUUAUGUGUUUAAAUAAAAUAAGCCAUUGAAGUAACUACUUCUAUGACUUUGAUGUUCAUCUUGUUAUUGUACUAAUAAGUUGUUAUGAGAUAUUACAUUAACAACAACAAGCAAACAAACAAAAAAGAAAAAAAUGUAAAAAAAACACAGAAAAAAUCAAUUAAUUUAACGUCUCCCUCCCCCUUCCUCCUUCUCCUCCUCCUCCCCCCCCUUCCCUAUUUAAUACAUUAUUCCCAUAAUGAG